Messenger RNA from Diaporthe citri, 1089 nucleotides. RefSeq lists its product as uncharacterized. Lineage: Eukaryota; Fungi; Ascomycota; Sordariomycetes; Diaporthales; Diaporthaceae. The transcript has 2 exons. The coding region runs from base 1 to 1089 and encodes 362 amino acids. The record is from RefSeq and is a predicted model, not a curated record.
AUGGUUGCAUCUGUAAGAGGAAUGUCAAUUCGUUUAUCCCUCGAAGCCGAGUCCAAGGAGUUCUCGGAGAUGAUCUCAACCUGGACCAAAACCUGCCAGGAUGGUCACUCAGCUUGCAAGUCUAGCACUUCCACACGCACACUCCCCACGCGCGUCAUCGACGUUGGAUCGCCCGAUGGCAGGACGGCACCUCAUCCUUGCGAUACAAACGGAGAGCCUGGCGAUUACAUUGCUCUCAGUCACUGCUGGGGUGGCAAACAGCCUCUUAGAACCACCAAGGAGAACAUGUGUUCCAUGAAGACCUGCAUCCCGUGGGCCAAGCUGCCCAACACCUUCCAGGACGCCAUUGCAGUGACCCGCAGGCUUGGCAUUAGGUGUCUCUGGAUCGACUCGCUUUUCAUUGUCCAGGACGAUGCUCAGGAUUGGGAGCGCGAAGCGGCAAGGAUGGCGCUUAUCUUCGAAGCGGCCUAUCUUACAAUCGCCGCCACGGCAGCAACUGACGGUAGCCAAGGAUUGUUCCCUCGCGAGAGGGGCCAUGAGUUCGUCAUGGGCAGUUCCGAGGUCGAGCCACAUGUAUUCAUGCGCGAGAAACGAUCUGACGGCUGCUUCCUACCACGAAGGCUGAACACAGGACCCGUCUCCAUAGAUGUGGAAGUGGACUAUAAAGUUGAUGGGCUAUAUCCUCUCCAGGAGAGAGCCUGGUGCUUCCAGGAGCUGGUAUUAUCGCCUCGGGUCCUGCAUUUCACCCAUUCGGAAGUAGUCUGGCACUGCCGGACGAAGUGGGACUGCGAGUGCGGCGCCGUCGGACUCGGUGGGUCAUACAUCCGGAAGUUCGACACCUUCAUACAAAAUCCAGCCGGAUAUGAAGAAGAAGACGAGUUUGCAAAAUCGGUCCAAUGGCCAGAUAUCAAAGCGGCUGAUCCUUCGGGUUCGUGGCGUGGUAUCGUCAGUGUGUUUACUUCCAAUCAAAUCACAUAUCGUGAGGAUAUCCUCCCGGCGCUCUCAGGCACGGCGAAAAAGUUCGGAUUGUUGAGAACGGGGCGGUACGUCGCUGGACUCUGGGAAGACAGCUUUGCCAAUGACCUCUAA